Morchella sextelata is the source of this 213-nucleotide messenger RNA. RefSeq lists its product as uncharacterized. Lineage: Eukaryota; Fungi; Ascomycota; Pezizomycetes; Pezizales; Morchellaceae. Bases 1 to 213 code for a protein of 70 amino acids. The record is from RefSeq and is a predicted model, not a curated record. The transcript has 4 exons.
AUGCCCUGGCCGACCCAGAUACCAGCUCUGAUUAUUUAUGGUCUUUACAAUCUAUGUUCUGCCAUUAGAAUCCUCCCUGUUCACUAUAGCUACAUGUAUAUAUACGCAGCAACCAUCACAGUAAAGGCAUUGAGCUUAGUUCACUCAUUCAUUGAGAUGUUUACAUCUCAUGAAGCCGAUUCACGCCCAUUAGUUCAUUGCAAAGUCGACUGA